CCUGACCGCGUCCUUUGUGCGGCGCCGGGGGAGACGCCGGGGCCGAUCGCCGCGGCGGCCGGAAAAGCAGGCGCCGGGCUGCGAUCCCUGCCCGUUCCCGGGGAGUGGCCGGGGGCGAUCGGCCGUCUCCUAACGCCGUCGGGAAGCCGCAGCAUCAUGAUGGCCAACAGACCCCGGAGCAGCGAGGCGCUCAAGGUGGUGGCCCGCUGCCGCCCCAUGAGCAGGAAGGAGGAGGCGGCGGGGUACGAGAGGAUCUUGGAGAUGGACGUGAAGCUGGGUCAAGUGACCAUCCGCAACCCCCGGGCCUCGCCGGGGGAGCUGCCCAAGACGUUCACCUUCGACGCCGUCUACGACGCCAGCUCCAAGCAGGCUGACCUCUACGACGAGACGGUCCGGCCGCUCAUAGACUCUGUGCUGCAGGGCUUCAACGGGACCAUCUUCGCCUACGGCCAGACGGGGACCGGCAAGACCUACACUAUGCAGGGGGCCUGGGCCGAGCCGGAGAAGAGGGGCAUCAUUCCCAUCUCCUUCGAGCACAUCUUCACCCACAUCUCCCGGUCGCAGAACCAGCAGUACCUUGUGAGGGCCUCGUACCUGGAGAUCUACCAGGAGGAGAUCAGAGACCUCCUGGCAAAGGACCAGAACAAGAAGCUGGAGCUGAAGGAGAACCCUGAGACGGGGGUUUACAUCAAGGACCUCUCCUCCUUCGUGACGAAAAACGUCAAGGAGAUCGAGCACGUCAUGAACCUGGGGAGCCAGACCCGGUCCGUGGGCAGCACCAACAUGAACGAGUACAGCUCCCGCUCCCACGCCAUCUUCCUCAUCACCAUCGAGUGCAGCGAGACGGGGCUGGACGGUGAGGAGCACAUCCGGGUGGGCAAGCUCAACCUGGUGGACCUUGCCGGCAGCGAGCGCCAGAGCAAAAUGGGCGCCCACGGAGAGCGCCCCAAGGAAGCCUCCAAGAUCAACCUCUCCCUCUCCGCCCUGGGCAACGUCAUCUCGGCUCUAGUUGACGGCAAAAGCACGCACAUCCCCUACAGAGACUCCAAGCUGACCCGUCUGCUGCAGGACUCCCUGGGGGGCAACGCCAAGACCAUCAUGGUGGCCACCUUGGGCCCAGCUUCUCACAGCUACGACGAGAGCCUCUCCACCCUCAGGUUUGCCAACAGGGCCAAGAACAUCAAGAACAAGCCCCGGGUGAACGAGGACCCCAAGGACACUUUGCUGCGGGAGUUUCAGGAGGAGAUUGUCCGGCUGAAAGCCCAGCUGGAGAAACGAGGCAUGCUGGGGAAGAAGAGGAGAAGGAGCAGCCGGAGGAAGAAAGCGAUGGACGGAGAAAGCGCCAUGGAGAACGAAGGGGAGGAUGACAACGAGGACGGCCUGGAGAAGAACAUGGAGAAUUACUUGAAGGAGCAGAAGGAGAGGCUGGAAGAGGAGAAAGCAGCUAUUCAGGAUGACCACAGCCUGGUGAGUGAGGAGAAGCAGAAGCUGCUGGAGGAGAAGGAGAAGAUGAUAGAGGAUCUGCGGAAGGAGCAGGAGGCCACGGAGCUACUGGCCACCAAGUACAAGGCCAUGGAGAGCAAACUGCUCAUCGGCGGCAGGAACAUCAUGGACCACACCAACGAGCAGCAGAAGAUGCUGGAGCUGAAGCGGCAGGAGAUAGCUGAGCAGAAACGCCGGGAGAGGGAGAUGCAGCAGGAGAUGUUGCUGCGGGACGAGGAGACCAUGGAGCUGAGGGAGACUUACACGUCUCUGCAGCAGGAGGUGGAGAUCAAAACCAAAAAGCUGAAGAAGCUCUACGCCAAGCUGCAGGCUGUGAAGGCGGAGAUCCAGGAUCAGCACGACGAGUACAUCCGCGUGCGUCAGGACCUGGAGGAGGCACAAAACGAGCAGACGCGGGAGCUGAAACUCAAGUACUUGAUCAUCGAGAACUUCAUCCCACCGGAAGAGAAGAACAAAAUCAUGAACCGCCUGUACUUUGACUGUGAGGAGGACCAGUGGAAGUUUCAGCCGCUUGUGCCUGCCGGAGGAAACAGCAACCAAAUGAAGAAGAGGCCUACGUCAGCUGUGGGCUACAAGAGACCCAUUAGCCAAUAUGCCCGCGUGGCCAUGGCUAUGGGGUCCCAUCCCCGGUACCGGGCUGAGAACAUCAUGUUCUUGGAACUGGACCUCUCCCCUCCAGCCGUGUUUGAGUUUGAGCGGAGCAGGGACCCAGCUGAGCAGGACCCGCGAGCUCUGCACCUGGAGCGGCUGAUGCACCUGGACAGCAUCCUGGAACGGCCAGCAGCCUCCAGGGUGAGGAAGUCCAGGUCCUGGUGCCAGACCCCCCGGUCACUGCCGUCCUCAACCACGCAUGUUUCCCUCACCUCCAGCUCCCCGCGCGCCUCCGCGAUGCCAGCUCAGGAGUGACAUCCGGGACCCCUUCGUCCCCCGCACCUUCACACAGCAAGGACUACGCCCCGUUGGUGGCCGCCUUCCAGAGCGAGAGGCCAAGGAAGGGGCCCCAGCUGGCCACAUCUCCACCAGUCCCCGUUCGUCUUUGUCUUCAGCUACUUUGUGUGCGCGUGUGUUUGUGUGAGACACUCGUAAACAGCUCCCGGGGGACGAGAGCUGCCUCCUCCUUCCUCCUCACCCCCCACCUCCGUCUGGAUUUGUCACUUUAUUUAUUUAAUGUAUUUAUUUAUGGAGUGGUUGAUGAUGCAGAGUCAGGAGGCGCAUUCAGACUGCAGGACAUCCAAGGCUAGCGGUGGGCACCAUGCAGACGAUUUCCCUGGUAGUCUCAGCUCCUACCCCCUCCCUACGACACUGGAAACAACCGUGCAGCACCGGCACCGGUACCGGGAACACAGCUGGAGGGGGUGUGAGUGCAAGCUGCGUUUCCUCUGUGCCACCGACGUACUGCUCACCUCUGAUGUACCGCUGUUUUCCUCAGAGCAGACGAGAGCGAGCUCCCUCGCUCUGAUGGCUUUGGCACGAGAUGAGACAACUCAGAACUCUCCACGCUACCGUUUGCUUUGCUGGAUCCCACCGGAUUUCCCAUAUGGAUUACGCAUCAGGUCGUGGCAACUUCUACAGGAAUUUGGAGACUUCCUGGUUGUAGAACCUUAAGCUGGGCUUGUUAAAGACCGAGAGAGACUCUCCAUGCUGCAUCCACAGCGGUGGCAGCAGUGACAUCUCACUGACUUCUGGGCAGGACUGUCACUCUGUGAAUGCCAGCUCAAUCCACCAAGAGGUGUUGCAAAUUAACCAAACGAGGUCAGUCCCAGUGCUCCUGGGACGUUGCUCAUCUGUGCCACCCUCUGGAGAUGGCUGGCCCGGCCCUGUUAGGUAGCCUGACAUGCAGCUUGCUUCAGUCCCUGACUAAGUGGGGGUAUAGCUCCUUAGAGCAAGAACAGUGGAUGGAAAUCUCCAUCCCUUUCCACCAACCCCUCCCAAAGCAACACAUAGUUUGGGGAGCAACAUUAUCUAACUAAGUAAGACCAGAGAUGAUGUGGUCCACCAUCCUGGCAACUAAAGGCAAUGAAGAAAUGCAGGACAAAAUGGUGAGGCCAGGACAAGUGGCUCUCCUCUGGGCUGGGUAAUAUUACACAGCAUUCCCCUGACAGCCUGGAGAACUUCUCCGGCCACUGCGUGGGCUGCGGAGGGGGAGGUAGUGGAUAUGAAAUGGGUAAUGGAUAAGAGAGGGACAAGGAAGAGAUGGAUGAGAGAGGGGCAAACAAUAAGGAAACUGUCUGGCACAAAGCAGAGAAAAUUAAAACCCAUCCCAGGCAACAGCGUAAAUGGUUGCCAGGGCAUCAUUCAGUGCUCUUGAGUGAUUCAGCUUUCAAAAAUUCAACUCAUGGGAGGUGGGUCCUUGCUCAAAACCACCUCUGGAAGUGCCAGGCCAGCAAAUUGGGCAUAGAAAGCAGCAAUCUACCUGGGAUGGUUUUCAGGUGUGUGGAGAUGGGGGAGAUCAAGUUGUUUUACAAGAUCCCGGUGAAUAAGGGAAUGACUCACCUGGUUCAUGUGGGAAGAUAUGGGUCUUGAAAUGGAUGUAUUCUGAAACGAGUCACUGGGGAGGCAAAUCUGAAAAGAGUACAGGUAGGGACUGUGUUUUCUGGAGACCAAGAGAAUUUCCCUCUGAGGACUGUUCAUAACUCAGACCGGUGCCUCCUGCACCUAGGACCUCUUCAGGCCCUGCGGGAGGAAGGGAGGGGUGUGAGGCAGUGAGGCGGACAGAAGACAUCGAUUGCAUCUACUUUAGACCAGUGUGAAUCACACCUAAAAGAACGUCCCAGCAGCACUGUCCAUGUGGCUGAGCUGUGCGGUGAACAGGCCUUCAAGCUGUUCUGACACCUUCUCUGCUCUGCUGUGGGAUCUCUUCUCCUUCCUCAGAAUCUGUUCCCCUUCCUGCUGUAACAUCAUCCUGCCUUGCAUUCCUGAUCUUUGCCCUGUGCCACCAUCUUCCCUUCCCUGCCUGUAUCCCAUAACACCUUCUGCCUCUUUGAAAUCUUUGUCCUUCUUCUCUCCUGUUCCAGAGGGAGGUAACUGAGUUGCAGGUUAUUUUGAGAGGCCGUAGGCUGCUCCCUCCUCCCAGGACUGAACUUAUUCUCUCAAGCAGCAGCUCGUUCUGUUUCCUCCAUCCACGAGGCCUGUUCAGUUUAGACAGAGCAGCCGAGUCCCAGGCACUGGAGCUUUGGAGAGCAAAGGCCUGUCCUUGCAAAGCCCCCUGCUAUUUAAAAGAACCCACAGUCUGGUAGGGUGUUGAAUUGUCUCAUGGGUUUCCAUCCGAAUACAAGCUUGCCCUGAAAGCCUGCAUGCGGACAAGGAACUGCAUAGCGAAUGCAGGUCCUGCAGGAGCGAGGCUGCACGGUUGUGUAGGGAAGGGAGUCGCUGUGGAAGAAGAGCACCCAGCGCUCCUCGGCAUGGGGCAUGGCCAGGGAACUGGCCUGUCCCACUGCAUGUCCCCUUUCACAGCUGGAGCAGAAGGAUGCACGAGGAAGAGAGUUUUAGGCGUGAAAGACUGUUGUCUUUCAUGGCUUGUGGUGAGUUAUGUCCACAAAUGCCACCAAUACCCACUGUAAUGUUGAUAUACAUCACAUGAGGCAUUUUGCUCUAGAACUUACAAAACCCAUUGGACCAAAGAGACCCGGUUCUUCCUCUCUUUCACUUUCAGGCUAUCCUCUGGGAGUAAGGGUCGGAAAGUAUAGACCUAAGGGAGAGAAGAAACUGUCUACAGGGCAGCCAGUAGAAAUAUUCUUCCCUUCUUCCUUGUUUUUGAAGUUCACCUUCAGCCAGAUAGAGAGCUAGCUGAGGCCUGACGUGGUGACACCUUCUCUGGUAGGGCUGCAAAUCUGUUAAAUCAUUCUCCACAUCGGAGUCUCCCACAGCACCCAGUCUCCAAAGGGACUUUCCUGUGCCAUGGCAAAGGACACUGUUCUGACCGACUGUGACCACAAUGGGAUCCACAUGGAAACCCUCCCAGCUGCAACAGUCGGCCCACCGGACACCCCUCCUGGCUGGCGACAGGCAUCGGAGAUCUGACACAGCCUGUGGGUGUUAGGAUGCAUCACUUGCCCUGCUCCGAGUUUGGCUUUGGGGGCUUUUAUGGUCUAGGAAGGCCCCACAGCUAGAUGUCCCCUCUUGAUGGUGUGAAGACAGGCGUAUGCGGCUGUAUGCAUGCACGUGGGGGUAUCCGUGUGCAGGGAACAGGGGUGAGUUGCUUUCGAUGUCCAAGUGCUGCUUUGACACAUCUGCUGUGCGUGUGGGUCUGAAAAUCUCAUGUGCACUCUCCUUCUAUCCACUGCUGCCAAUAACCUCACAAUCUUCUUAGCACAAAACCCAAGGAAGGUUGUAGAUAUAUAGUGACUAUUUAAAACGAGAACCAACGAGCUAGCAGCGGUGUCUUCCCUCUGCCUUGGUACAACAGGCUGGGUCGCUCCACAGCCUCCCUGCAUCGCUGCAGCAACCUCAGAUGUAUAUUUGUAAUGUUCUUUGUUCUUUGUAUGUUGGCGUGUGUGUAUUUACAUAUGAAUGUGUGUAGGUGUGUGCGGGUGUGUGCGCGGGUGUGUAGCCAAGGGAUCUAUUUACCUUCAAUGUGAGUGACUGUACAGGGGGGCAAAUUCCAGAGGGGGUUAGUGGGCUGGGUUUGGGCUUUUUUGUUUCAUUGUUUAUUUAGGUUUUUUUGUUUCAGAUUUGGAUUUUUUUGCAGGGGGUGGGUUCUGGGUGUGUUUUGGAUUGAUUGACAAGGUGAGGGCCUUGAUUAGGACCAAAUUUUUGUGCCUGUUGCUAUGGUGAUUUAUUUAGAAAUCAAAAGUUUACUGUAUGGUGGCCCAUCCUUGUCACUCUAUACAUAUGAAUAUACAGGACAUAUUAUAAAUAUAUAUAUAUUAUACAUACUGUACGGAGAGAGGUCAUUAAUCUCACACCCCCGCUGGCUUUGGAUGGACACCUCUUCAAUAUUCUGUAAUGUAGCUUUGACUCCGUGCUGGAAACGAACAGAAAGCGCCAGCACCUUUCGAAAAACCGGCAAUGACAACAAUAAAGGAAUGAGCAUCAUUGCAAA
Dromaius novaehollandiae (emu) is the source of this 6544-nucleotide messenger RNA. RefSeq names its product kinesin family member 3C (gene KIF3C). The transcript has 8 exons. Lineage: Eukaryota; Metazoa; Chordata; Aves; Casuariiformes; Dromaiidae. Gene Ontology annotation, molecular function: microtubule motor activity; microtubule binding; ATP binding. Bases 157 to 2409 code for a protein of 750 amino acids. Gene Ontology annotation, biological process: mitotic spindle organization; spindle elongation; microtubule-based movement. The record is from RefSeq and is a predicted model, not a curated record. Gene Ontology annotation, cellular component: microtubule associated complex.